GUAGUUUUAUGGGAUUCCCCCAGAUAAUCAGUGAUCAAGAUAGAUUCAAAGAUACCAUGGAUCAGCCUCAUAUUAACGAAAAAGGAAUGUCAAUUCUAGUAACAGCUCUGUUCAUAGUCGGUGAAACAGCUGGUGGUGGUCUCAUUGCUCUUCCAACUGCAAUUGUGAGCACCGGAGCGGUUACUGGAGCAUUUCUUCUCCUUGUUGCAGCAGUAGUUUGCACAUAUACUGGAAUUCUUCUGGCUGAAAAUUGGACAAUUCUGCAAGAGUUGUAUCCAGAAUAUAGAGAUCACUGCCGGAAACCGUAUCCUGCAAUGGGACUUCGAGCCAUUGGGCCAAAAUUUGCUCACUUUGUAUCAGCAAUGCUUCAAGUCACCCAAUUCGGAACUGCCGUUGUAUUUGUUCUUCUUGCCGCAAAAAAUGGUGAAAACAUGCUUCACGCAAAUUUCGGAACUCACGUGAGCUUCUGCUAUAUGAUACUCAUCGUCGGGCUUCUCGUCUUCCCAUUUACCCUUCCAAAAUCUCCAAAAGAUUUCUGGUAUGCAGUGGUUGCUGCAAUGAUUUCAACUACAAUUUCAGUAGUUUUAAUCAUUUUUGGAACAGUACAAGACUAUGAAGUAUGUCAUAAAGAAGUAUUCUAUCCAUCAUUUAAUUUCUCAAAAACUCUGAUGUCAUUUGGAACUAUAAUGUUCUCAUAUGGAGGACAUUGUGCAUUUCCAACAAUUCAACAUGAUAUGAAGAAGCCUCAUCACUUUUCUCGAUCAAUUAUUAUUGCAUUCAUUAUUAUUUUUAUUUUCUAUCUUCCUGUUUCAAUGAGUGGAUAUUUUGUAUAUGGAAGCUCUUUGACCGACUCUAUUAUUCCAUCAAUUCAGAAAAAUUGAAACGCGAAAGAAUUACUUUCAAUUGUGGGUAAUCUCGAAUAUAAAUACUCGGCGAAACUGAAGGAAAUUUUUUGAAAAAAUAAUGUUUCAACGAAUCAAUAAUAUAAAUAUCCAAACAAUUGUGAAUAUUUUGAUCAGUCUUCAUGUUUCAUUGGCUCUCACAAUCACUUUCAAUCCAUUGAACCAGGAAUUUGAGGAAAUUUUGAAUAUGUCACAUGAUUUUGGAUGGCAAAGAAUCGUGGCUAGAGCUCUAGUUAUGCUUUCAGUAGUUUUUGUCGCGGAAUCUGUUCCAAAUUUUGGAGUUUUAUUGGAUCUUGUCGGUGGAUCAACAAUUACAAUGAUGGCUUUAGUAGUUCCAAUUGUAUUUAAUUUGGCGCUAACCACAAUUAAGAAAAAGAAAGAAAAUAAGGAUAAUGAGGAAAAGUUAACGAUUAAGGAGAUAUUUCAAAACUCGGAUAAGAUCAAACUUCUGGCAAAUAUCUUAAUUCUUGUAUUUGCAAUUUUCGGAGGAGUGGCUGCUACCACUUCAGCAAUGCAAACGAUGCUCCAGAGUGAAUUCAGCGCUCCAUGUUAUGCAAGAAUUUGGAGUGAGAAUGCAAGAAUUAUGGAAGAACAACGACAAUUGACUUUUACACACGGAAAAAUCGCGUGCUGUGGAAUGUUCCGUAACAUUUCUGCAACGGGAUCCGAAGUUUGUCUGGACGUUGCUUCAAUGGCUAAAGCUGUGUCUCAUGGAUGAAAUUAAGAAGCCUCAAAACUUCAAAUUUAAAUUUAAUGUUACUUCAGGUCGACCACAAGGUUAGGGUAUUUCAAGUUUUUGACGGGUUCUUUUCUGAUAGUUUUGUAUAAAUUUUAAUUGAAUGAAUAUGUUUUUAAUA
Messenger RNA from Caenorhabditis elegans, 1759 nucleotides. RefSeq names its product Amino acid transporter transmembrane domain-containing protein (gene Y4C6B.2). Gene Ontology annotation, cellular component: membrane. NCBI's taxonomy places the organism in Eukaryota, Metazoa, Nematoda, Chromadorea, Rhabditida, Rhabditidae. The transcript has 8 exons. The coding region runs from base 1090 to 1620 and encodes 176 amino acids. The record is from RefSeq and is marked reviewed.